This is a messenger RNA of Helianthus annuus (common sunflower), 609 nucleotides long. Its product is annotated as ninja-family protein AFP3. The record is from RefSeq and is a predicted model, not a curated record. Gene Ontology annotation, cellular component: nucleus. Gene Ontology annotation, biological process: signal transduction; negative regulation of DNA-templated transcription. The transcript has a single exon. Bases 1 to 609 code for a protein of 202 amino acids. Lineage: Eukaryota; Viridiplantae; Streptophyta; Magnoliopsida; Asterales; Asteraceae.
AUGGCGGAUGGUUCGAAACCUGUGGAGGAGAAUGAGCUGAUGCUGGAGUUGUCCAUCGAUGGGAUUUUCGGGGAACCCAAUCGAAUUAUGAAACGAGAGGUUCAAGCGAUUCGGAGACAGAGGAAGAGGGAGCAAGUUGUAAAAAAACAGAACGACGACCUUUUGCCUGUCUGGAAAAAAGAGAGGAUUGGAAAUGUCGGUUCGGUUCUUGGUGAUGGUGAAGUUGUUGUGAUGAAUGUGAAUAAAAAGAAUUGUGUUUUAGGUGUUGUCGCUACAGAUGAUAGCAAAAGCAAUUCAAGCAACUCUCAACUGGACCAACAACUAGCAAGUGCUGAUCAACCCACGGGUUCGUCCAAACAAACCAGUACUAGAUACAAAGAAGCCUCGGAUCUAGCACGAAUGCCGUGUGUUUCAACAACUGGGAACGGGCCAAACGGGAGGACAGUUAGCGGGUUCUUGUAUAGAUACACGAAAAAUGAAGUGAGCAUUGUGUGUGCAUGUCAUGGUGAGUCGUUUACUCCGGCUGGGUUUGUGGAGCAUGCCGGAGGGAUUGAUAUAGCUCACCCCUUGAAACAUAUUACAAUAUUUCCUACUGCUUUUGCAUCUUGA